AUGGAUAGCAACACGGUGGCAAGUUUUGUCAAAAAGCCACAGACAAUUGUCCGGUUUAUAUCCAUUGUAAGUGCUUCAGUAGCUCAUAAUUUAAUUCAAGGCAGGAAAAGUAGCUUUAUUAGUUAACGUUGAGGUUAAAAAUUGUUAUGUGAGGGCUCGUCAAAUGGAAACCUUUCAUUGCUGAGCUAAGCACACGGCUAAAAUUAGCUUAUUUGUAAUGCUAGCAUCAGUAAAACGUCUCGUGAUUUACAUUAUUUGUGCAAAGUUAAGGUUUUCGUUGGCCUUUAGCAAGGUUGUAGCAUAGGCAAACUUGUGUCAAACAUGUUGGUCUUAAUUGAUUUAAAUUAUAGCUUCCCUCUGUCUUCUGUGAUCAUAGCGUCUUCUGUGAUCAUAACAAGAGUGAACAUUCAGUGAGCUCAGUAUAACUGGUUACACUAUCUGUCUCUACCUCACUAAAGCAAUUUUUAAUUUCUAGUAUAAUAGUUAUUAAUGCGAUCUAAAUAAUAGUAAAUAAAUUAUUUUAUUUUUUUAGUGUUGGAGCAACACUGCUCUAAGGCACCCAGUCAUUCUGUACAAAUAUUCCCUGAACAUUCUACAUUGGAACCCCAAUAAUCCAGCUAAACAGAACCAGGAUAAACAGUGCAACAAUAGAGCCUUCCAAUUUUUUCCCAGGUUUUGACAAGGACUAAUUAGCAAAUAUCCAUCAACAGCGCAGGGAAGCUCAUGUUAAAAUUAGUAAACAAACUUGCCAAAUUUGAAAGUAAUACUUAUGAGGCAAGUGCAGACUAAUAAAGCUUUUCAAAGUCUCGAAAUUUUACAAUGCCUGGUAAAUUUUGUGACUAAAUCGUUCUCAAACUUGGCGAGGCUACUUUUUGCAGGGUGCUCUUUCCAGCAGAGUUGACAGAUUUUUGUUGACUUAUCCCUUCAAAAGUUGAAUAACUGUAGAAGGGUCAUCUAGACGUAUUUAUUUGAUGACAACUUCACCAGGCCUCAUCAAUUUUAUGAGAAGGUUUUCUUAUGCAUCAGUCAAUUCCAACUGCGAUGACUUUUCGCUCCCCGCUCCUUCCCCCCAAAUACAGGACACCUGGUUGCAGGUUAAGUUGAUAUUGAGAUCUGGAUAAUAUAUUGAGGUUGACUUUUACAUAGAUGAAGUCAAUAGAGAGAUUGAACAUCGCAUUUAUGGCAAACGGCAAAUGUGAAUUUGUACCACAUGAUCAAGUUUUCCAUUUACUUAUCGUUUACUGUUCAUUAUAGCUACACAAAAGUCAGUAGAUUCACACUAAUUCUUUCCAUAACAGUAUGUUUUAAGCUGUUUUAAUCUGCUCAUUUCUCAUUUUAAAAAUUUCUCGACCUGAAUCUCACAUUUUCACAUUUGCCAUAAACGUGAUACUUAAUCUUUCUAAUAAUGCACAAAAAUAUCCAGUUAAGAAUAUGAGAUAAAUUUUAUUUUGAUUCUUCUUUUAGAUUUUUGCAAUAGUUGUGUUUGGAUGUAUUUCUGCCCGUGGCUAUGAUGACAAUGGCAUUUGUCUAUAUAAUAAGAAAAUAGGAGCAUGUCACUAUGGUAUUGGCAUUGGUGUGAUCGCUUUCCUGGGAUGUAUUGGAUUCCUAGCUAUUGAGGUGCAGUUUGACACCAUUGAGAAUCCAGAUACAAAGAAAUACAUCACCUUGGCUGAUCUAGCGUUUUCUGCACUAUGGUGCUUCCUCUGGUUUGUGGGUUUCUGUUAUCUUGCUGAUAUGUGGAGAAGAAUGGACACAGCUUCACUCUUAACAGAGCAAGUUAAUAACUGCCAAGCGGCUAUUGCCUUUUCAUUUUUCUCCAUUAUCACAUGGGUAAGUUUGUUUAGAGUGUAUUCCAGUGUCUGUUUAAUUAUAUGUGCAAGAAAAUGCUAGCAAUCUCACUUUUGAAUCAGAGGGCUGCUUUACUAAAUGUUAACAACAAUUUCACGAUAAAGCAUCUCAGACAAAUGACUAAUUUUGUACUUUUUGCAAAGCAGGAUUUGAGGUAAAGCAUUGUAUAUUCAACAAAAGUAUUCCCAUAUCGGUCAAAGAGCAAUAUGAUUACAUAGCGUAACUUAUAAAAUCUGCUUGAGACAUGAUGUUAAUUUUAACACUUGUGAGGUGUAUUAGAGUAUUAGCUGUGGUGUUUCCAUAAUUUUAAAUCUUUUGUUACAAUGCCCCUCGUACACCUUGUAUACUUCCCAAACUUUUGCAUAACCACUGUUUCCAAUUUCCUCUGGGUUUUACAGCCAUCUCAAGAGAAAUUAGAAACAAUGCUUAAUGCAAAUUGUUUUAGGACAAAAAGGUUGCAUUUUGGGCAAUGUGACAGUGGGAAAAUAUCAUAUACCGUAUUUCCUUGAGUAAGUACCCAGGCUCUAAUUUAAAAUUGCAGCUGAAAGGAGGGGCUCUUAUUGGAAGGAUGGUGUUUAAUCAAGGCCACAUGGGAUUGCUAUAACUUGUCCUCUUCUUGGUAAUCAAGCAUACCAUAGUCCCAUAAAAAUGUAGUUAACACAAGGAUGUAGUGGUAUAAAUGUUGAAAUUGAAGAUUAAAAUUUAUCAAUGAAGUAGCAGUAGAAACAGGAUUUUCUUUAUCGCUACUGUGAAGAAAGUAUUAGGGAGAGAAGGAGUGCUUAUUCAAGAGGGGUGCUUGUUUUGGCCUGGCAGUUGGGGCUUAUUAGAGUGUGGGUGUUUAUUUGAAGAGAUAUGGUAUAUGAUACAGUGUAAUAAUUCAAUGUUAUUACUAGUACGUCACUAUUAAAAUUUUGUUUAAUAUUUUUUUCUAAAUUCGAAUACAUCAUGCUAAACAUUCAUACAUCAUUGUCCAAUAUGCUAACUUUUAGGGUGGGCUGACUGUGAUGGCAUUCCUCAAGUACCGUCGCCUUCUGACAGAGUUUGAAUAUUCGAGGGAUAAUUUGGCAGGGGAUCCAUACUCAUCACCAUAUGCUCCAUACCCCACCUCACAAGGCCAGGGGGAUNGUGGUGUUUCCAUAAUUUUAAAUCUUUUGUUACAAUGCCCCUCGUACACCUUGUAUACUUCCCAAACUUUUGCAUAACCACUGUUUCCAAUUUCCUCUGGGUUUUACAGCCAUCUCAAGAGAAAUUAGAAACAAUGCUUAAUGCAAAUUGUUUUAGGACAAAAAGGUUGCAUUUUGGGCAAUGUGACAGUGGGAAAAUAUCAUAUACCGUAUUUCCUUGAGUAAGUACCCAGGCUCUAAUUUAAAAUUGCAGCUGAAAGGAGGGGCUCUUAUUGGAAGGAUGGUGUUUAAUCAAGGCCACAUGGGAUUGCUAUAACUUGUCCUCUUCUUGGUAAUCAAGCAUACCAUAGUCCCAUAAAAAUGUAGUUAACACAAGGAUGUAGUGGUAUAAAUGUUGAAAUUGAAGAUUAAAAUUUAUCAAUGAAGUAGCAGUAGAAACAGGAUUUUCUUUAUCGCUACUGUGAAGAAAGUAUUAGGGAGAGAAGGAGUGCUUAUUCAAGAGGGGUGCUUGUUUUGGCCUGGCAGUUGGGGCUUAUUAGAGUGUGGGUGUUUAUUUGAAGAGAUAUGGUAUAUGAUACAGUGUAAUAAUUCAAUGUUAUUACUAGUACGUCACUAUUAAAAUUUUGUUUAAUAUUUUUUUCUAAAUUCGAAUACAUCAUGCUAAACAUUCAUACAUCAUUGUCCAAUAUGCUAACUUUUAGGGUGGGCUGACUGUGAUGGCAUUCCUCAAGUACCGUCGCCUUCUGACAGAGUUUGAAUAUUCGAGGGAUAAUUUGGCAGGGGAUCCAUACUCAUCACCAUAUGCUCCAUACCCCACCUCACAAGGCCAGGGGGAUCCUUACCAAGCCAAGCCAUUCUCUGAUCAGCAAGCUGACAGUGCCCCUGGAGAAGAUAGUGCUGAUAAAUAUACUCCUCCGCCAUACUAG
This is a messenger RNA of Porites evermanni, 3898 nucleotides long. The record is from the annotation of a GenBank genome assembly. NCBI's taxonomy places the organism in Eukaryota, Metazoa, Cnidaria, Anthozoa, Scleractinia, Poritidae.